AAAAAAAGCUGAUUUUUUUUUUGACAAAAAAGCUUAUUUAAAAAUGAAAAGAAUAAUAAAAACUCAUUUAAAAAUCAUUAAAACUUAUCAACUUAAAGCAUAAAAAAAUUAAAACAAAAGAAACAUUAUUCUUCUUCUCUCUCUCUUUGUAAACUUCUUCUCCUUCUUUUUCUCAGCCACGAUCGAGAGUGUUUGUGCCCAGUAAUCUGCCAAGCCCCAUCCUCGAUCACUGAUUCGUCGUGCCCAGUAAUCCGCGACCCCAUUCCGCCUGCAAGUUUGUGGUAGAUCUAACCUGUCAAGCUCGCGAACUCCGUCUUUGUUGAAGCCUUUAGAUCUGUUUUGUCUCACCGUCGACUUCAGCCCAAAUCUUCUAGCAACCAAGAAAUUCCUCGGAGGUGGAACGGAUUGGAAGUUUCUUGGCGUUUUUAAGAGAAAAAAUCAUGGGUUCCAGAGUUAAUAUAAUUGUUUCUUACAACGGUGUUUGGGAACAGAAAGGAGAAAAAUGGAAUUUCAAAGCUGGUUCGAACACUAUAAUACAUGUACCAAUUGAUGUUGGUUACAUAGAAUUAUUGGAGAAGUUGUAUUCAAAGUUGAAAGUGGAUAGGUCAUUGUUUGACUUAAAGUUGGAAGUGCCGUUUACAUGCAAUGAUUUUAGUGUAGAUCCCAUUGAAAUCACAGAUGAUGAAGGAGUUAGUGCUCUUAUUCUUGAAAAUUCAAAGUCCUUAAAACAUCGGGUUCCUUUAUGCGUUAGUUCGAUUGCAAAGAACAUUGCUCUUAUUGAUCCAUCUCCUAGAGCGAGUGUUAAUAUGGAAAAUCAUAAUCAAUCAUGCACGGCUAUUCCACAAACAGCUACUGGGCCAAGUGUAUGAAUGGGAGGUCCUAGUCAUAAUGAAACUUUUUUUCCCCCAACAAAUCUCCCGCAUGAUGAUGGGUAUGAGUAUGAGCCUUAUGUCAAUGACGAUCCAGUUGCCCUUUUUGGUGAUGAUGAUGAAAGUGUUGAGGGGUGCAGUAGUUCUGAUGAUAACUCAGAGGAUCAGUUGUCGAUGCUACAUGUGGUUCAAGUAGAUAAUUUAAAUGUACGACCAUUGCCAAGUCAUCAAGAAAGCCAAGGACGGAGGACUGCUGGAUCAGAGAGCAGUCGUCCAACUACACAAGAUGAUGGAAAUAGAUGGAGUUCUCCAGCGUAUACUGCUGAAGAUAUCCCAUGCCCCUCUUAUGUUAUCCCCGCGUUAUCUGGGGUGAGUUGUGGAGUAAUAGAAGUUGGGAAAGUUUUUGAGAACAAGUUAGAGUUGAAGACGAAGGCACACUUGUAUGCAAUGAAGCAGAACUUCGAGUUUGUGGUGAAGAAGUCAGGUACUGAAGUUUGGUAUAUCACUUACAAGGAUCCUGAUUGUGGGUGGAGAUUGAGGGGGAAGAGAAUUCAUAAAUCUGAUAUGUUCGAGAUAACUCGUUUCACCAACAAACACACUUGCUCACUUGACCUCUGACAUAAAGGCCAUCGCCAAGCUGCACCUUGGGUUAUUGGUCAUUGCAUAAAGAAAAAAUAUCAGACUGGAUCGAAUGCGUACAUGGAAAACAACAUAAGAGAGGACAUUAAGAAUGAUUAUGGCAUUGAUUUGUCAUAUGGAAAAGCUUGGAGAUGCCGAGAGAAGGCUCUUUCUUAUGUCAGAGGGACACUGGAAGCAUCCUAUCAGAAGUUACCAUCGUACCUGUUCAUGCUUCAACAGAAAAAUCCCGGGAUGUUGACAGAUUUUGUCACUGAGGAAGAUCGAUUCAAAUAUUGCUUUUUCUCACUCGGAGUUAGUAGAAGAGGGUUUCGUACAUGUCGUCCUGUGUUAUGUGUGGACGGUACCUUUUUAAAGACAAAAUACGGUGGACAGAUGUUAUGUGCAGUCGCGCUGGAUGCAAAUAACCAUCUAUAUCCAGUUGCAUUUGGUAUUGUGGAUAGUGAGAAUCAUGAUUCUUGGAAGUAUUUCAUGUCAAAGCUAAAAGAAGCGAUUGGGGAAGUCGAGGACCUGGCGUUUUUAUCUGACAGGCAUGCAAGUAUUACACAUGCCUUGGAAACUAUUUUCCCCGAUGCCUAUCACGGUGUUUGCUACCACCACAUUAGUAUGAAUGUGGUUGCUAAAUUCAAGACUGAUCAUUGUCAUGUGUUGAUGUAUAAUGCGGCAUAUGCUUUUAGGAAAUUCGAGUUCCACGCUAACUUCGAAAAAAUCAAAUCAAAAGACCUAGCCAUUGCUCAAUACCUAGAAGGAAUGGGUUUUGAUAAGUGGUCCCGUGCUUACUUUCCUGGAAAUAGAUAUGUCAUUGUCAAUUGUAUUUUAAUUUAUGAAAUCUUCUAAAUGUAUGUUACUAUUAAAUUUUAGUUUUCUUGGAUACUAGGUAUAAUAUAAUGACAAGCAAUUACGCUGAAAGUUUCAACAAUAAGACCCGGGACGCUAGGAGCUUUCCGAUAACUACAUUCGUCGAAUUUAUUCGCUUCACACUACAGUCCUGGUUCUGUAAUAGGAGAGAAACUAGCGAGAAGACAACUACCACUCUUGCACCGACCUAUGAGAAAAAUUUGGUGGAUAUGGCUGAGAAAGCUCAAUUCUUGAUUCCUUAUGCAAUAGGGAGGCAUGAGUUCCAUGUGUUAGAUGGUGAGCUGAAUGGUGAAGUCGACCUCCUGAAUAAGACAUGCACAUGCGGUGUGUUUCAGAUUAUUGGUAUCCCAUGUGCUCAUGCACUAUUUGGAUCCCUUAAGCGAGGGGUGAACUUUUAUUCGUUGUGUUCAGAUUACUAUAAAAUUGAGACAUGGAGGUCCUCUUACACAGAAUCUAUACAUCCUACUGGUAACGAGGAAGAGUGGAUUGUUCCACAUGACAUUAUGACAAUAACAGUGAGAACACCUGCGCAGAAAAACCCGGUUGGUCGUCCAAAGAAGAAACAAGGUAGGCCUAAGACGAAACGCCAUCCUUCCAAUGGAGAUAAAUUGGUUGUUCCACGCAAGUGCAGCACUUGUGGAGGUCUAGGCCAUAAUAGGGCAACUUGUAAAGUUCGUGUUUGAAAUUUAUGGCAUCAAUGUUAAACUUUUUAUUUGGGUACUAAUGGUCUUUGUUACUCUUUUUAUUUGUGUAUUGAUGGACUUUGUUACUCUUUUUAUUUGUGUAUUAAUGGACUUUGUUACUUUUUAUAUUUGUGUAUUAAUGGACUUUGUUAAUCGAAAUGACAUUUU
Humulus lupulus (European hop) is the source of this 3214-nucleotide messenger RNA. RefSeq lists its product as uncharacterized. Lineage: Eukaryota; Viridiplantae; Streptophyta; Magnoliopsida; Rosales; Cannabaceae. The transcript is spliced from 3 exons. Bases 1569 to 2342 code for a protein of 257 amino acids. The record is from RefSeq and is a predicted model, not a curated record.